AUGGCUAAACGCUUCAUUUCUCAUUUGAGUUUCAACUCUAAUGCUCCGAAAUUAAAGUCGUCUCUACAAGUUUUGCCUAAAACAAUACAUACUCAGACUCCAGUCAAGGAAAUUCAGAUACCAGUGAAAUAUGGCCACAUAUCAGCAAAGCUAUGGGGUAGCAGCGACCAACGACCUAUACUGGCCCUGCAUGGCUGGCAGGAUAACGCGGGAACAUGGGACCCGCUAGCACCCAUGAUAAUUAAAGAUAGAUCUAUACUAGCGAUUGAUUUCCCAGGUCACGGACUGUCCUCGUGGAUCCCUGCUGGUAUAAUGUACUACCAGUGGGAAUUGCCGAGCGUUAUACAUUAUCUGAAAGAAUAUUUCAAAUGGGACAAAGUUUCACUACUGAGUCAUUCAAUGGGUUCCAUAGCUGGUAUGCGUUACUCGUGUUUAUUUCCAAAUGACGUUGACUUUUAUAUAGCUAUCGACAGUCUCAUAUAUGAUGACUACAAUCUAGAUCGAGUUAUAGAAAAUUAUCCAAAAUUGAUAGAGAAAGUUGCAAUUGCGCAGACCCGUCUCGACAUAGAACCACCGGCUUACACACUGGAUGAAUUAAAGAAAAUAUGGCACCUUGGAACAAGAAAAUCUAUUGCAUUAGAAAGUGUACCAUACUUAAUGGAAAGAGGCAUACAACAAUCAAAGCAAGAUCCCACCAAAUAUUAUUUCUCACGAGACUCGAGGCUGAAAUAUGUGUUAUUCAAUCCUGAAAACAAGGAAUUUGUCGAAGCUCUCGUAAGACGACUCAAAUGUCCAACGUUGUACAUUAAAGCGAUAGACUCGCCAUAUUCAUCUGAUGAAUACUCUGUGGAAAUGCGCGACAUUGUAGAGAAAAGUAACGAAAAGUAUGAAUUGCAUUUUGUGCCUGGAACACAUCAUGUUCAUUUGAAUAAUCCUGAGAAAGUUGCGCCAUUGAUUUUGAAUUUCCUAAAUAAAUAUUGA
This is a messenger RNA of Arctia plantaginis, 981 nucleotides long. NCBI's taxonomy places the organism in Eukaryota, Metazoa, Arthropoda, Insecta, Lepidoptera, Erebidae. The record is from the annotation of a GenBank genome assembly.